AGGAUAUCUCUGCUCUGCCCUCCACAGGGGGAGGCAGCGAUGCUUCUGAAUCCCAGUUGCUAGAAAAGCCACAGGCAGGGAGAGAGAUGCUCUUGGGCUCGGAUCCGUCUGGUGGGCUUCCCAGAAGAGGCCACUGUGAGAACAGAUGGGGGGGGGACUCACUGGAGCCCCCUUGGCUUGAUCCUGCAAGUCUCAUCUUCUGUUCUGAUGUUCCUCCAGAUGAAAGCGAAAUCUCCGUUGCUCUUCAGUUUGAAAGAAAGCUGCUGCUCCCCCAACCCCUUCAUCAGACAAGAGUGUUAUCCAGACUCUUGGAUGACACAUGUGUGCCUGUUCAGACAUGCAACCUCUCAGGUGUCCAGACACCUCACUCCGAGGGGGUGGCUCCUAGCAACUCUCAGCACCCUUAACAAACUACAGUUCCUGGGAUUCUUUGGAGGAAGCCAGGACUCUUCAAAGUGGUCUGAUCCUGCUUUGCAGAUGCAGUGCAGAUGAGGGUGUGUUUGUGUGUGUGUAGCCUUUUUCUUUUCUUUUUGGAAGAACUUUUAAUUGAGUUUUAAAAACAAUAUUUGUAGAAGGAAUAAAGGUGGCAAAUAAAUAGGCCAAGUCUUCUCAUGUCAUUUGUAUAUCACAAAAAUAGCACAAUAGAUUUGCAGGGAUAUCUGCAACAUUAUUAGUGGUCAGUGUAUGAGCUGUAGGUUCGUGAAUUGGUUUAAACAGAAACAAAGGGGAAACAGAGUUAACAGAUAACAGUCAACAACAGCCAAACACCUAGUCAAGAGCCCUUGGGUUUGUGCUUAGGUUAAAUGUGAGUAAUAGUCAUUUUUCUUCUUAUGUUAUCAAAGAAACAAUAGAAAGAGGAGAUAUGGUAGACAUUGUCAAAUAUCUGAAGGGCUGUCACAUGGAAGAUGGAGCAAGCUUGUUUUCUGCUCCAGAGGGCAGGACCCGAAUGAAUGGCUUCAAGCUAAAAGAGAUUCCAAACUAAACACCAGGAAUAAUCUUCUGGUGGAAAGGGCUGUUUGUCAGUGGACUUGUCUCCCUUGGGAGGUGGUGGACUCUCCUUCUUGGAGGUUUCUAAGCAGAGGUUGCAUGGCCAUCUGUCAUGGAUGCUUUUGUUGAGGUUCCUGCAUUGCAGGGGGUUGGACUGGAUGACCCUCAGGGUCCCUCCCAACUCUACAAAUCUAUGAUAAAGUGUUAGUCUAUUGAUGAACGUGGGAGGGAGGUUCAAAGCAAAGGUAAUGAUUUAUGUUUCAAUUUAAAUUUAGAUCAACCAGAUUGAGCCAACUUCUCAAAACUCUGCAAAUUCCAACAAGCUUCAUGCCUGUUUCUUCAGCCUCCCCACGUAACUUGAGGCUAUUUUCCCACAUGCUUGAAGCUUUAUGCUUUGUACUGGAUGUUGUUUUGCCUAUUCUUCGUACUGCUGCUGCAUUUCUAUGACUUUUAUCUAGUAGGCUUUAUCUUUUUUUCCACGCUGGAGGCAUCAUUACUACUGAUGUUGUUUGUUAUUGUUAUUAUUAUUAUUACUAUUGUUACCACUGUUCCACUUAGUAGCCAGUGCAGCUUACAACCAUUCAAAAAUAUUUUUAAAAGUCAAAACAAAUAACAAUCACAGGAAUAGGCUGGGUCCUGAAAACGCACGUCUCCGUUGUGUUUUUCCCCAAGAGGCCUUGGGAAAGAGGGGACGGUGCCUCUAUAGGGAGGGAAUUCCCCAAGGGGGGAUCUGCCCCCAGGAUGCCCUCUCUUGGGCCACCCCCACCCAAAACUCUGAAGGGGGUGAAGCUACCAAGAGGGCCCCCCUCUGCCAAAUUUCACAGCCAAGAGGGUCUGUAGGAAAGAAGGUGGUUCUUCACAUAUUUGGGGGCCUAAGUGAAGUCCUCCUGCAAGCACUUUGAAUUGGACCUGGAAAUGAAUGGACCACCAAUGCAGCUGUUUUAAAACAGGAAUUAGAUGUGUUCUCAGGGGUUGUAAUGAGAGGGAUUCAAUGAGGAGGGGGAGACCCAUGGAUACUCCUUGGAGAAGAAAGUGGGAAAGAAAUGCCCUUCAUAAAGAAAGGGAACUCAGCCAACAAUCCAGCUUCUGCAAUUUGGACCAGAUUUUGAAUAGUCUUCAAGAGCAGUUCCACUUAGAGGGCAUUGCGAUGAUCCUAUCUGAUCCACAGCAGGAAUUACCUUGGCCAUGUCAUCUCUGCUCCAAGGAGACAGUGGCUUGCAAACUAGCCAGAGCUGGAAAGGGGCACUCAGUGACCAUUUUGGAUCCAGGAAUAUCCCCCCCCCCAAGCAUAUAGGGCUGCGUGUGGGUUAAGCUAUGCAACAUUAUCAUUAUUAUUAGUAUUAUUAUUAACCUGCUGUUUACCCCAAGUACCCUGGGCAGACAACCACGUUAAAGCACAAUACUAAAAAGAGUUUAAAACAACUUACGAGCACAGAAAGGAGAACUCUUCUUUACUUGCUUUCUAGCACUGUCCUUUGGCCUCACCUACUUGGCCCUCAUGGGGUGGGUUGGAUAAGGAGAAAGAAAAAGGGACGCCCCCAAAGUGAGAACUUUGCAGGUUCCAAGUGCUAGAAAAUGAGUCAAAAUAGGAAAGAAAUGGGCCCUGAAGUGGGGGAGGGAGCAACCGUGGAGAGCUCCAGGGUUAGGAAACUCACAUUUUAAGACGGCUGGAGUCUUUUCUUCCUUUUUGUGUUGAAGAAAUCUCAGGAUCUGAUGUGGUGGAGUCCAGGCUUGGUUCCUAGCAGGACGCAUCCACGCUUGCUCAGAGAACAUUUCCCCCUCCUGACAGUGUAUUUGCUUUGUAGGAUUUGCAGAGCCAGCGUUCUGGCAGUUCUGCUACCAGGAGGCCAAAGGACCCUGAGAAGUUUGCAGCCGACUCCACCACCUUGACUGUCGGUGGCUGAAGUCAGAAAGGCACACAAAAGCCCAGACCCUGGACCUGGUGGUCUUGGAGUAGUUCCUGGCUGUCCUUCCACCCGAGAUGGAGAGCUGGAUGAGGGAGUGUGGAGUGGAGACCAGUUCCCAGGCGGUGGCCCUGGCCGAAGGAUUCCUCCUGAGUCAGGCAGAGGAGAGGAAGCAGGCAGAGCAGCAGGGAAAGGAUCCAUUUGCAGAAAUGGGCCCCGAUUCCUCUGAGGCAGAGAGACCUGCAAUGGACACCAGAGAGAGGCCACAGGAUGGCGGAGUGAUUCUGGCAAGACGGCCUCAUCCAUCUUUUCUUGCUGGUGGAGGAGAAGUAGCGGCUGUGGAACCAGAUGAGGGUUCAGUUUGCUUUGAAGAUGUAGCUGUUCGUUUCACAGAUGAGGAGUGGGCGUUGCUGGAUCCUGACCAGCGAGCUCUGCAUAAGGAAGUCAUGGAAGAGAAUUGUGGGAUCUUGGCCUCUCUAAGUGACGAUAAAUGGGAAGUUGAGAACCAGGGAGAAUAUGACAAAAUACACAUGGUGGAUAAACCAUAUAACUAUUUGGAGUGUGAAGAAAUCUUCAGUUACAGCUCCCAUACUUCUCAUCAAAGAAAUCCCAUUGAGAAGAAACUCUAUCCAUGUCUGGAAUGUGGAAAGAGCUUCGGUAAAAGGGCCCACCUCACAGCCCAUCAAAGAACGCACACUGGAGAGAAACCUUAUCAGUGCUUGAAAUGUGGAAGGAGCUUCAGUCGGAACUACCAUCUCACAGCCCAUCAAAGAACCCACAGUGGGGAGAAACCAUAUCAAUGCACAGAAUGUGGAAAGAGCUUCGCUCAGAAGUUAAGUCUUACAACCCAUCAAAGAAUUCAUACUGGGGAGAAGCCAUAUAAGUGCUUGGAAUGUGGAAAGAGCUACAUUCAGAAGUUCAGUCUCACUUCCCAUCAAAGAACUCAUACUGGGGAGAAUCCAUAUCAAUGCCUUGAAUGUGGGAAGAGCUUUCAUACAAGCACAAAUUUCCGUCGACAUCAGAGUAUUCACCGUGGGGAGAAACCAUAUCAAUGCCUGGAAUGUGGCAAAAGCUUUAUUCGGAACUCUCAUCUCACUAUCCAUCAAAGAAUUCACAGCGGUGAGGAACCAUAUCAGUGUUUGGAAUGUGGAAAGAGCUUCACCUGGAAGGAAAGUCUCACAUCACAUCAAAGAAUUCAUACAGGGGAGAAUCCAUAUCAGUGUUUGGAAUGUGGAAAGAGCUUCUGUAAGAAGGCCAAUCUUACAGUCCAUCAAAGAAUUCAUACAGGUGAGAAACCCUAUCAGUGCUUGGAAUGUGGAAAGGGCUUCACCCAGAAGGAAAGUUUUAAUUUCCAUCAAAGAAUUCAUACAGGGGAAAAACCCUAUCAGUGCUUGGAAUGUGGAAAGAGCUUUGGUACAAGCACUUACUUUGUUCAACAUCAAAGUAUUCACUGUGGUGAUAAACGGUAUCAGUGUUUGGAAUGUGGAAAGAGAUUUACUUGGAAGGAAAGUCUCACUUCCCAUCAAAGAAUUCAUACAGGGGAGAAACCUUAUCAGUGUCUGGUAUGUGGAAAGAGCUUCAGCAAGAAGGCCAAUCUUACUUCCCAUCAAAGAAUUCAUACAGGGGACAAACCUUAUCAGUGCUUAGCAUGUGGAAAGAGCUUUAAUCAGAGAACCCAUCUGACAGCCCAUCAAAGAAUUCAUACAGGGGAGACACCCUAUCAGUGCUUGGAAUGUGGAAAGAGCUUCAGUCGGAAGGAAAGUCUCACUUCGCAUGAAAGAUUUCACAGAGGGGAGGAACCAUUUAAAUGUUUGCAAUGUGGAAAAAGCUUCAGCCGGAACUCUCAUCUAACUUCACAUGAAAGAAUUCACAGCGGAGAAAAACCUUUUCAGUGCUUGCAAUGUGGAAAGAGCUUCGGUCGGAAAGAAAGUCUCACUUCCCAUCAAAGAAUUCAUACAGGGGAAAAACCAUAUCAGUGCAUGGAAUGUGGAAAGAGCUUUAGUCAGAGGUCCCAUCUCACAGCCCAUCAAAGAACGCACAACAGAGAGAAUCAUGGAAUCAUAUUAUUGGAUGACGAGGAACCCUCAGUGCAGAAGAUCCUGGUUGAGGAGGACACCUUCAGCUCAGAUGCGCAGAGACAAAAGUUCAGGCAGUUCUGCUACCAGGAGGCCGAAGGACCCUCAGAGGUUUGCAGCCGACUCCACCACCUUUGCCAUCAGUGGCUGAAGCCAGAAAGGCACACGAAAGCUGAGAUGCUGGACCUGGUGAUCUUGGAGCAGUUCCUGGCUGUCCUUCCACCGGAGAUGGAGAGCUGGGUGAGGGAAUGUGGAGCGGAGACCAGUUCCCAGGCAGUGGCUCUCGCUGAAGGUUUCCUCCUGCGACAGGGAAUGGAGAGGAAGCAGGCGGAGAAGCAGGGAAAGAUUAUCUUUGCAGAAAUGGGCCCUGAUUCCCCUGAAGCAGAGAAGACUCCCUUGGACACCAGAGAGAGGCCACCAGGGGACAGAACGUUGCUGGCAAAAGCUCCUCCUCUGUCUUUCCAUGGUGGCGAAGGGGAAGAAGUGGCUGUGGAACCAGAUCAGGGUCCUGUGUGCUUUGAAGACGUAGCUGUUUGUUUCAUAGACGAGGAGGGGGUGUUGCUGGAUCCUGACCAGAGAGCUCUGCAUAAGGAAGUCAUGGGAGAGAAUCGUGGGAGAAUGGACUCUCUCGGUGGUGACGAUUUGGAAAUUAAGAACGAGGGAGACCACGACAUCAUCCACACAGUGGAGAAGUCAUACAAAAAUUCAGAGUGUGGAGAGAACUGCAGUCAGAGCUCCCAUGCCACUUCCGAUCAAGGAAAUAUCACUGGGAAGAAACCUUAUCAGUGCCUGGAAUGUGGAAAGAUCCUCAGUCGGAAGGAAAUUCUCACUUCCCAUCAAAGAAUCCAUACAGGGGAGAAGCCAUAUAAGUGCUUGGAAUGUGGAAAGAGCUUCAGCCACAGAGCCAAUCUCACAGCCCAUCGAAGGAUUCAUAUAGGGGAGAAACUAUAUUUGUGCUUGGAAUGUGGAAUGAGCUUCAAACGGAAGGAGAGUCUCACUUCACAUCAAAGAAUUCAUACAGGGGAGAAACCCUAUCAGUGCUUGGAAUGCGGAAAGAGCUUCACUCGGAGGGAUAGUCUCACUUCACAUCAAAGAGUUCACACAGGAGCAAAACCGUAUCCGUGCUUGGAAUGUGGAAAGAGCUUUAGUCGGAAAGAUAGCCUGACUUCCCAUCAAAGAAUUCAUACGGGGGAGAAACCCUAUCAGUGCUUGGAAUGCGGAAAGAGCUUCGCUCAGAGUACCCAUCUCAUUUCCCAUCGUAGAACUCACAGUGGGAUGAAACCCUAUCAGUGCUCAGAAUGUGGAAAGAGCUUCAGUCAGAGCGCCCAUCUCACUUCCCAUCAGAUAACUCACAGCGGAAAGAAGCCCUAUCAGUGCGUGGAAUGUGGAAAGAGCUUUGGUUGGAAAGAAAGCCUCACUUCCCAUCAAAAAAUUCAUGCACGGAAGAAGCCGUAUCGGUGCUUGGAAUGUGGAAAGAGCUUCACCCAGAAGCAAAGUCUCACAGCCCAUCAAAAAACUCAUACAGGGGAGAAACCCUAUCAGUGCUUAGAGUGUGGAAAGAGCUUCAGUCAGAGCGCCCACCUCACUUUGCAUCAAAGAAUUCAUACGGGGACAAAACUCUAUGUUUGCUCUGAAUGUGGAAAGAGCUUCAGUGAGAGCGCCCAUCUCGCGUCCCAUCAAAGAACUCACCGGCCAAAAUUACAGAAUCGGAGAAUGGUAAAGUUGGAAGUCACCACAAUGGUCAUCUAGUUCCACCUCCUGCAAUGCAGGAAUCUCCACUAAAACAUUCCAUGACAGAAAGACACCCAACGUCUCCUGAAAAACCUCCAGUGAUGGAGAGUCCCCUACUUUCCACGGUUGUCUGUUCUACUUUCCAACGGCUCUUUCUUGGAACUGUAUCAGGAAAAAGACAAGAUUAAUUUAGCAUGACUAGUUUUUGAGAAGCUCAAUGCUGUGUCUUAAUAAUCGCAGCAUUCUUGUUAAUUCCUCACAAGCCAACCAUGUAAUUAUCUGUUCUAGAACCUUUCCUGGUAUCCAUGCCAAGCUGACCAGACAGUAGUUACCUGGGUCUUCUCCCCACACCCUUUUGUAGAUGAGGACAAUAUUUGCCCUUCUGUAGCUUGAAGGGACCUCAUUUGUUCUCCAGGAAUUCUCAAAGAUUAUAGACAUCCUGUCUGAGAUUACAUAAGCAAGUUCCUUUAGUUCCCAUUGGUGCAGCUCAUCAGGCCCUGGAGAUUUGAAUUUAUUUAAAGUAGCUAGAUGUUCCUCUACCACCUCUUUUCCUAUCCUGGGCUGCAGUUCCCUCCAUACAUCGUUUAUUCUGUUAUCACCAGGCUGGGCAUCGCUUCAAACUACCUGUACAAGAUUCAAACUACAAGAAAGAAGAUUCCACCUAAACAUUAGGAAGAACUUCCUGACAGUAAGAGCUGUUUGACAGUGGAAUUUUCUGCCAAGAAGUGUGGUGGAGUCUCCUUCUUUGGAGGUCUUUAAGCAGAGGCUUGACAGACAUAUGUCAAGAAUGCUUUGAUGGUGUUUCUUGCUUGGCAGGGGGUUGGACUGGAUGGCCCUUGUGGUCUCUUCCAACUCUAUGAUACUAUUAUUCGUUUUGGGUGAAGACAGAGGCAGAGUGGCUGUUCUGUCUUCUAUCACUUAAUAGCAUUUAUGCGUCUUCUCCAUGAAGAGGACCUGCUACUUGCUUGUUCUUCCUCGUGCUUCAAAGAUAGCCGAAGAAACCCUUUAAGAUCAGUUUUAACCUCUCUUCUAAGCCUGAGCUCAUUUUGAGAUUUGGCCUGCCUGACCUUCUCCCUGCAACCGUUGGCUCCUGCACUAUAUUCUUCCUUCUUCGUGAGUUGCCCUUUCUUCCAUUUGUUAUCCAUCCCAUAUCAGAGAAACCAUUUCAGUGUGUGGAGUGUGGAAAGGGCUUCAGGCAGAGGGCCUGCUAUCUCGUGGCCCAUGAAAAGACUUUAAUGACUCUGUGGGUGAGCAUUGCAACAGUGCCCUUGUCCUGUGGCAACCUAGCAAAGAAGUUGACUUUUCUCUCAGAACUAUAGAGUACACAACCGGUGUCCAGUCUUUCUUCAGACUACAUACUCAGGUCUUGGAGGUGCAAGUCGUGGGUUCAUGGUAUUGAAUACCUUCUCCGUAUCCAUCACCUCUGGAAAGAGGGUAAAGAGCAGUAUGGCAACACUGCUGAGGUAGCCCUCAAUGAUGGGCUCUUAAAAGAAGUUGGCAAGCAAUUCAUGUCCUUCAGGAACCUCCAAGUUGCAAAUUUGUGGUGCUCCUGACCGCGACUGUUCUCCUUGGCAUGUCCAAGAUGGUGGUGGUGCCCCCGUUGAAGCUGUUUCUGGUAUCUGCUGAGCACUCCCAGGACAUCUGCCAGAAAAGCCAGAAGUUUCAGGCUUCCCUCUGUGAGAAGCUUAAGUUAAGGAUUCCCUUGCUGCUGUCCUCCUUUGAUAAGGGGUGAUAUGAUAGCCAUGUUCAAAUAUAUGAAGGGAUGUCAUAUAGAGGAGGGUGAAAGGUUGUUUUCUGCUGCUCCAGAGAAGCGGACAUGGAGCAAUGGAUUCAAACUACAAGAAAGAAGAUUCCACCUAAACAUUAGGAAGAACUUCCUGACAGUAAGAGCUGUUCGGCAGUGGAAUUUGCUACCAAGGAGUGUGGUGGAGUCUCCUUCUUUGGAGGUCUUUAAGCAGAGGCUUGACAGGCAUAUGUCAAGAAUGCUUUGAUGGUGUUUCCUGCUUGGCAGGGGGUUGGACUGGAUGGCCCUUGUGGUCUCUUCCAACUCUACGAUUCUAUGAUUCUAUGAUUAUUCAGAGUACAUUCUGAGCGGAUGCCAGGAUUGUAUCCCCGAGGAAGAAAGAGUUACUUGCUCCUUUUCUCAAGGUUUGGAAACUGCUCUGCCCAGUGUAUAACUUUUCUCUAUCUAUGUGUAUCCUCUCUACCAACCUACCUGUCUACCUGUGGUUCUUUCCCCUCAGCUAUUAUUGAGUGCUAAUGUCUUUAUUGCAACAUUAAAAUAUAUUGCAAAAUA
Molecule: messenger RNA, 8993 nt
Organism: Zootoca vivipara (common lizard)
Lineage: Eukaryota; Metazoa; Chordata; Lepidosauria; Squamata; Lacertidae
Source: RefSeq, a predicted model, not a curated record